CAGUUUCGGUCUUUCUUCCCUCCAGCCCGCCCGAUAAAAUGAUGCAUACACAGUGAAGAAGGCACUCUAUUUUGCUAAAGUUGCCAAACCUCCUCUCGUGCCGCUUGAUAGGGUGAUGAAUGCUCAUCUCCCAAUACCUCCACCACUUCAAGCUCUGCUCCAAACAUCCCUCCCCUCAGACAGCCAGGGCCCUCCAUGCCCGGCUCUUCAAGCUCGGCCUCUCCCACUCUCAACUCCUCCUCAACUGCCUUUUGGACGCCUACGGGAAAUGCGGCCACCUACAGGACGCCCUCAACAUGUUCGACCAAAUGCCCCACAGAGACCUCAUCUCCUGGGCCUCCUUCCUCACCGCUCUUAACCAGGCCAACCGCCCCAGACAGGCCCUCUCCGCCUUCCCCACCAUGCUUGUCCUCGAUGCCCUUCGCCCCGACAACUUCGUCCUCACAUGCCUUGUCAGGGCCUGUGCCGGCUCCUGCGAGCUCAGGAUGGGUAAGCAAGUGCACGCCCAAUUCUUGUUGUCGCGCUUUAACGAUGACGAUAUCGUGAAAUCAUCAUUGGUCGAUAUGUACGCCAAAUGUGGGGUUCCCAAUGACGCCAGAGCAGUUUUCGAUUCUAUUUCUGUCAAGAAUUCAAUCUCUUGGACUGCGGUGAUAUCUGGUUUUGCAAGGACUGGGCUAAAAUCCAAGGCUUUGGAGCUCUCUCAGGCAGCUCCCGUCAGAAACUUGUUCUCUUGGACAGCACUAAUUUCGGGGUUCGUUCAGAGUGGAAACAAUAUCGAUGCCGUCCAUCUGUUCAUUGAGAUGAGGAGAGAAGGCAUUGAUAUAGUCGAUCCAUUGGUCCUCUCAAGCAUAGUCGGGUCUUGUGCAAAUUUAGCCCUUCUGGAGCUCGGGAGGCAGGUCCACGCCAAUGUUAUUGCUCUUGGGUACAACUCAUGCUUGUUUAUAGCUAACGCCCUUGUGGACAUGUACGCAAAAUGUAGUGAUAUUAUCUCAGCAAAUGGCAUUUUCAGCAGGAUGCAGCUCCGGGAUGUGGUAUCUUGGACUUCGUUACUGAUAGGGUUUGCUCAACAUGGGCGAGCCAAAGAAGCACUUGCAUUGUUUGAUGAGAUGGUAUCUGAGGGAAUAAAGCCCAACGAAGUCACUUUUAUUGGUUUGAUUUAUGCCUGCAGUCAUGCAGGUCUAGUGGACCGAGGUCGUGAUCUCUUCAAGUCCAUGACUGAGGAAUUUGGUAUAAAGCCUUCACUGCAACAUUAUACUUGUUUCUUGGAUCUCAUGAGCCGUUCGGGCCACCUUGAUGAGGCCGAGAGAGUCAUACACGAUAUGCCUUUUCAAGCUGAUGAGCCUAUGUGGGCAGCAUUGCUAAGCGCUUGCAAGCAGCAUGGCAAGACGAAAAUGGCCAUUAGGAUUUCCGAUCGGAUACUAGACUCCAGGCCUGAAGAUCCAUCUACUUUCAUUCUCUUAUCAAACAUUUACGCUGCUGCUGGUUUGUGGGACAGUGUUGCUAAAGUGAGAAAGCUAAUGACAGCAAUGGAAGUUCGGAAGAAACCCGGGUUUAGUCGCAUUGAUAUUGGAAAAGAGAACCAAGUAUUUUAUGCAGGGGAGACAAACCAUCCCAUGAAAGAUGAGAUUCUUGUGCUGCUUAAGGAGUUGGAAUCGGAGAUGAGGAGAAGGGGUUAUGUUCCAGAUACAAGAGGCGUGUUACAUGACAUGGAGCAGCAGGAGAAGGAAAGGCUGCUCUUCUGGCAUAGUGAGAGGUUAGCUGUGGCUUACGGGCUAAUUAAAACGGUUCCAGGGUCGGUUAUAAGGAUAGUAAAAAAUCUGCGGGUGUGUGUCGAUUGCCACACAGUUCUGAAAUUUGUCAGUGAUAUUGUUAAAAGAGAGAUUGUUGUUCGAGAUGCAACGAGGUAUCACCAUUUCAAGGAUGGGACAUGUUCGUGCAACGACUUCUGGUGAUAUGGCCAGGGAUUGUUGCGUACUGUUCUGGCAGAAAUUCUUGGACUACUUCAAUGUUCUGUGUGAUAUUUUGAUUUAAGUUAUCAGGGCCAGGGGAGCUAUAAAUGUGUUUAGGGUUCAAGGUCAUCUGUUUAAGAGCCACUGCAACUUUACCAGCAUUCCUAUAGGGUUGUGCGCAUUCCCAACAAAUUGAAUGUUCUGCAUGUUUAAGUAAAUUGCUUUAGUUUCAUAUCAUUUUCCUUUUAUGCAUGCAAGCUGGAUAUGCCUUGACUCGAAUGUUAAGGAAGAGCUGAAGGGAUUCAUUUACCCUGCUUCUAAUUUCUUUCUUCCUGAUUAUCAGUUCAUAGAGUGUUUUGCCCAGAAAGGCUCUAAGAGGGUGUAAAGCAUUUUUGAGAAUUUAUGUUCAUGAGAUGUCUUCUAUUGACUCUAACAAGCCACAUAUUAUAUAUAUUUUCCUCGGGUUCUGUUUCAUGCGUUCA
Molecule: messenger RNA, 2431 nt
Organism: Punica granatum (pomegranate)
Lineage: Eukaryota; Viridiplantae; Streptophyta; Magnoliopsida; Myrtales; Lythraceae
Source: RefSeq, a predicted model, not a curated record